Ruditapes philippinarum (Manila clam) is the source of this 2463-nucleotide messenger RNA. RefSeq names its product high-affinity choline transporter 1-like. Gene Ontology annotation, molecular function: choline:sodium symporter activity. The record is from RefSeq and is a predicted model, not a curated record. Gene Ontology annotation, cellular component: plasma membrane. The transcript has 9 exons. Gene Ontology annotation, biological process: transmembrane transport; acetylcholine biosynthetic process; choline transport. The coding region runs from base 269 to 1987 and encodes 572 amino acids. Lineage: Eukaryota; Metazoa; Mollusca; Bivalvia; Venerida; Veneridae.
GGAUAAAAAGGAUUUGCCACUGGGAUCAAGAAAAAGUGUAAGGAAAACUUCCAAUUAUGGUGUUGGGAGAUUUGUGGAAAGAGGUAUUGGAACCAGUCUACAAGAUUUUUAGACUGCUUCUUUGAUUAUUACACAGAUUAUUUUGUCACAGUCUAUAGCUAACUUGAGACAGGAUGUGCUUAGGGAAUUAAUAAAGUAUUCUGGGAAAAUAGUGUUGUGGCGCAAAAAUCACUUGAAGGAAUUUCAGAUUUAACAUCAAAAGGUCACCAUGGCUGUUCACAUUGCUGGACUUAUUGCUAUCAUAGUAUUCUAUCUGCUCAUCUUAUUAGUAGGACUAUGGGCGGGAAGGAAGGCGAAGCAGACGGGCACGGAUGCAAACUCAGAAAAUGUGAUGUUAGCGGGACGUAAUAUAGGUCUACUGGUUGGCGUGUUUACUAUGACAGCAACAUGGGUGGGAGGAGGAUUUAUCAAUGGAACAGCGGAAUAUAUCGUUAGGGAUGGUUUUGUUUGGUGCCAGGCUCCAUUUGGAUAUGCUUUUUCAUUAAUUAUAGGAGGUUAUUUCUUUGCAAGUAAGAUGCGAUCUCAAGGUUACGUUACGAUGCUGGACCCUUUCUCACAGAAAUACGGAGAGAGGAUGGGUGGUCUGUUGUACAUUCCAGCAUUACUAGGAGAGGUAUUCUGGUCAGCUGCUAUCUUGGCUGCUCUUGGUGCUACAUUGUCUGUAAUACUUGAGUUGGACCCAAAGAUUUCAAUAAUCGUGUCAGCUUGUAUUGCCGUGUUCUACACAUUGUUUGGUGGACUCUACUCAGUAGCUUACACAGAUGUUGUACAACUUAUCUGCAUAUUCAUUGGACUUUGGGUGUCCAUCCCAUUUGCAUUCACACAUGCAGCAGUUGGUGAUAUUACAACAGCAAAUGCCACAGCAAAAUGGGUGAAAUCGGUUGAUCCGGUUUAUUCCGGUGUUUAUAUAGACAGCUAUCUUCUACUGAUGUUUGGUGGCAUCCCAUGGCAGGUAUAUUUCCAGAGAGUGUUAUCAGCAAGUACUGUACGUAAUGCACAGAUCCUGUCUUACGUUGCUGCGUUCGGGUGUAUCGUAAUGGCAAUCCCUUCAAUUCUUAUAGGAGCCAUAGCAUCUGUCACAGACUGGAAUCAAACCGAGUAUGCACAGAUUGGUGUAGUUCCGAUACCUUCUGACGAUUUGAAUCUGGUUUUGCCAUUAGUUCUGCAAUAUCUUACUCCAAAAGCUGUAGCUUUUAUUGGACUUGGUGCUGUGUCUGCUGCAGUUAUGUCGUCUGCUGACUCUUCUAUAUUGUCUGCUAGCGCCAUGUUUGCCAGAAAUGUGUACAAACUGAUUUUUAGACAAAAAGCAUCUGAAAAUGAGAUUCUUUGGGUGAUGAGAGCGUCCAUAUUUGGUGUUGGUAUCCUAGCAACCGUAAUGGGCAUCACUGUGGAUUCUAUUUACACGCUAUGGUUCCUGUGUUCUGACCUAGUGUAUGUUGUGUUGUUUCCGCAGCUUGUGUGUGUUAUAUAUUUACGUUGGACUAACACAUAUGGUUCUCUUGCUGGAUAUAUACUCGGUCUAUUCUUCCGGCUAGCCGGCGGUGAAGAAGCACUCGGAAUACCUAUUCUCAUAAAAUACCCGUUUUAUGAUGAAGAGAAGGGUCAACUGUUCCCGUUCAAAACACUGGGAAUGCUUGUUACUUUAACAUCGAUCAUAUCUUUCUCAUACCUGACAAAAUACAUAUUUGAACACGGAAUAUUGCGCCAGAAAUUAGAUAUAUUUAUGUGUGUUGUUAAUACACCGGAUGAAAAUAUAGCGUUACGUGAUACAGAACAUAGUGAAAUGUCAGCAAUCACUCCGACGGAUGAAAAGAAUGGAAAAAUUAACCCAGCACUAAAAUUUUCAGCUGAUGAUCUUCCGAUUUUACAAGGGAAGGAUUACGAAUACGAGAAGAAUUUGUCGCCAGAUAUGUAUACGGAAAAAUAGUUUUGUGUAAUUAGAGAAUAUGCCAUGUGUGAAAGCAAAUUCGUAUGUGGGACCAAACUAUGGUUAUGUUACGCACUGGAAAACUAACAAUAUUUAGAAAUUAGCAAUCGUUAUUAGUUGUGAUGUAAAUUUAGUUGGUUGUUCUUUACAUUACAUUUGUCUGGAAAAAAUUUCAAUAUAUAAUUUUAUUGUUAAAUUGUUUGCAUAAUGCUAAGGUUACUUGUUUUAAACUUUUUCAAUGCUGAUAAUGUGUAGUAAACAUAAGGUUUUGUUCAUUUAUAAACUGUGCAUUACAUUGUUGUACUGUUGUCAAAUAGAUAAUUAUACAAAACCUGUGAUGUAAAUUAUUAAGUGUCUGGGCUGAAUUUCAUAUUGAGUCCUAAGUGUAUCCUAAGUCCUAGGACAUGAAACCAACUUUUGGACAAACUUAAGACCGUUCAAUAGAUGUUUUUACCUUCAGUCAAAGACUGUAGACU